AUGUCCGUUGUAGGAAUCGACUUUGGUAAUCUCCAAUCUAAGAUUGCAGUAGCACGCAAUCGUGGAAUUGACGUUAUUUGUAACGAAGUUUCAAAUAGAGCCACUCCGUCUCUAGUCUCAUUUGGAAAUAAGAAUAGAUAUUUAGGUGAAGCAGCCAAAACUCAAGAAAUUUCAAAUUUCAAGAAUACCGUUGGCUCUCUGAAACGCCUGGCCGGUCGUUCUUUUCAAGAUAAGGAAAUUCACGAAAUAGAAAAGAAAUAUAUCAAUGCUGAUUUUGUUGAUGAGAGGGGUCAGGUUGCUGUGAAGGUUCAAUAUCUUGAUGAAGAACGCGUAUUUACAAAUACACAGCUAGUUGCCAUGUACUUUACAAAGCUUAAAGAUAUUACUUCCGUGGAGCUGAAAAUUCCCGUUUCGGAUGUGGUAAUUUCGGUACCCGGGUGGUUUACCGAUGUUCAACGUCGUAGCGUUCUUGAUGCUGCCGAGAUUGCAGGUUUAAAUUGUUUACGUCUGCUAAACGAUACCACUGCUGCAGCACUCGGAUAUGGUAUUACGAAGACAGACCUUCCAGAGGACAAGCCUCGUAAUGUCGUGUUCGUUGAUAUUGGGCAUUCAAGUUAUAGUGUAACAAUUGUUUCUUUCGUCAAGGGGCAGUUGACGGUCAAGUCUACUGCUUAUGAUAGACACUUAGGUGGUCGUAAUUUUGAUGAAGUUUUAGUUAAUCAUUUUGUCGAGGUAUUCAAGGAAAAAUACAAGAUUGAUAUUAGAUCAAAUCCAAGGGCACUUUUCCGACUUCGUACGGGGGUGGAAAAACUUAAGAAGGUGCUUUCGGCAAAUACUCAGGCUCCUCUCAACGUGGAAUCCAUAAUGAAUGACAUCGAUGUUAGUGCCAUUAUUUCUCGUCAGGAAUUCGAAGAGCUGUCUCAACAUAUUCUUAAUAGAAUAGAGAUUCCUCUUGCACAAGCGCUUCAAGAAUCCGGACUUUCCUUGGAAGAUAUCCAUUCAGUUGAAGUUGUUGGUGGUUCAACACGUAUUCCAUCCGUUAAAGAAAGGAUUUCAAAAUUUUUUGGUCAAGAACUAAAGUACACUCUUAACCAAGAUGAGGCGGUUGCUCGUGGAUGCGCACUUCAAUGUGCGAUUUUAUCUCCUGUAUUUAAGGUUCGCGAAUUUACUGUCCAAGAUAUCACUACUUAUCCUGUUAAAAUCACGUGGGAAAAAAUUCCAGAAAUUCCAGAUGAAGAGUCGGAACUCGUUGUAUAUUCUAAAUAUAAUAGCAUUCCGUCCACGAAAAUAUUGACAUUUUAUCGAAAACAACAAUUUGAUAUCGAAGCUUAUUACGCUGAGCCGGAUAAACUUCCUACGGGGAUAAGUCCUUGGAUUGGAAAAUUUUCAAUUAAACAGGUUGAGCCUACCGAAAACGGAGACUUAAGUAUUGUAAAGGUCAAAUCCAGGCUCAAUGUCCAUGGGGUCCUUUCUAUAGAAAAUGCACACGUUGUUGAAGAAAUUAUAAAAGAAGAAAAAGAAGAAGUAAGCGAAUCUCAACCGAUGGAUACUGAUGCAAAACCCGAAGAAGCCUCCAAACCUGCGGUUAAGAAAGUUAAAAAACUUAUGAAGAAAGGAGAUUUACCAGUUAUUUCCGUUCAUGGUGGAUUAGAUAAAGCCGUAAUUACACAGUAUAAGGAACUUGAAGCACAAAUGGUCGUCUCUGACAAACUUGUUGCUGACACGGAAACCCAAAAAAAUGCGCUCGAAGAAUAUGUAUAUGAUAUUCGUUCAAAAGUUGAAACAACAUAUUCUGAAUUUGUUGAUCCAGCUAUCAAAGAAACUUUCGUUAAACUUCUUAAUGAGACUGAGGAAUGGCUUUAUGAUGAAGGAGAAGAUUCGACGAAAUCCAUUUAUUCAGAAAAACUCGAUCAACUGAAGAAAUACGGAGUACCUAUCGUCGAACGCUAUCGUGAGGCAGAAGAUCUUCCAAGAGCGGAGAAUUUAUUGCGAGAAAGUAUUAGUUCAUUUAUCCUAAAUGCCACUAGCAAUGAUGAAAGAUUUGCACACAUUCCUGAGGAAGAGAAGAAAAGCAUUGUAGAGAAAGCUAAUAAAAUCUCGGAAUGGUUGAAUGAGAAACUUGCAACACAAGCCAACGUUCCAAAGUACCAACUACCAGCUGUUACCUCCCGUGAAAUUUUAAAGGAACGCGAGAAUCUAGUGCAUUUUGCCUCACCAAUCCUGUCAAAACCUAAGCCCAAACCUGAACCCGAGUCCAAACCCGAAGAAACUCCGACUUCUGAACCUAAACCUGAAGAAACACCAGUCCCCGACGCGACAUCCGAAAAUAAAAGUACCGAGACUCCAACGUCGGAAGGUGAUGCUAAAAACGAAGAGCCAAGGAGUGAAGGAAAUCCAGAAAAUGAGAAUACUAGUAAAACAGCCAUAAAAGCCUUGCUUAAAGAGACCUACAGUAAAAAAAAGGAUGUUCCGGAGGUUACAAGUGAAAUAGAGGCUUGCAAAGUUCUAGAAGAGGUUUUGUCCUAUGCUUUUUAUGCGCGAGUUGAACGCUCUGUAGGGGCAGAAGGCUCUCGUAGCAAAAAUUUAACCAUAAACCCUAUUCAACUAUGGGCCGAAGACCAAUAUUAUGUAUGGUUUUAUGAAGGAUCACAACUGCUAAACUAUUUGGGUGGAUUUGUGUUAAUAGGAGCUGUAUUUGCUGGUGUUUUAUUUCCUCUCUGGCCAGUCAUGUUGCGUAACUUUGUGUGGUACAUUUCGGUAUUCAUACUAAGUCUUUUUGGAGUGCUUAUUCUAAUUAUUGCUAUUAGACCUGUGUUGUUUUUUCUCAGCAUGGUUGUUAUACCGCCUGGAAUAUGGUUGUUUCCAAAUUUAUUGGCGGACGUUGGAUUCAUUGAUAGUUUUAUUCCGUUGUGGGAUUGGGAGGUGCCAAAUAAAAAGGAAAAGGUACCUGAUAAUGAUGAGGAUGAGGAAAUACACAAGGAAGAUGCUGAAGGUAUUAAAAAAGCUAGAGACCUUCGUACGACAGUUGAAGAUGAUAAGGAUGACGAUGAAAAGAAAAAUGAUUAA
Messenger RNA from Acaulospora colombiana, 3066 nucleotides. The record is from the annotation of a GenBank genome assembly. NCBI's taxonomy places the organism in Eukaryota, Fungi, Glomeromycota, Glomeromycetes, Diversisporales, Acaulosporaceae.